Messenger RNA from Vitis riparia (riverbank grape), 1749 nucleotides. RefSeq lists its product as uncharacterized. The transcript has 4 exons. The coding region runs from base 315 to 1391 and encodes 358 amino acids. NCBI's taxonomy places the organism in Eukaryota, Viridiplantae, Streptophyta, Magnoliopsida, Vitales, Vitaceae. The record is from RefSeq and is a predicted model, not a curated record. Gene Ontology annotation, cellular component: chloroplast.
AUAUUGGAACCAACGCGUCCGGCUUCCCAAGGGGUAGGGUGAAACGCAGCGUUUAGGUGCAUGAUUCACGUGUUGCGAUGUGGCCUCGCCCAAAGAAAGAAGGAAAGAGAGAAAGAGAGGAGAGCUGCCAAAAGUUGACCGGACAUACCAAACUUGGAAUACCAGUUCCACCCAAUUGUAUGUCAAAGUAGGCGUGUGGGCAACACAACUUUAAUACUCUCUGAAAGCCUCUCUCUCUUUUGAUUCCUUUCUUCCUUUCUCAUUCUGGGUUUUUUGUGCGCCUUAACGUUUACAGAUAGUUUUGCAUUCUGAAAAUGGAUACUUUCUUCAGAGAUUUAAAUAAAGGCUUCCUGACUUCUGACAGUCUGCCUUCUCAGCAGGACAUACUUAGAUGUCCAUUUUUGAGGAACAUCAAUGAACCCACAAAUUUCUCCUUUGCCUCACCCAUGGCUUUCCCAAUGCCUGUGCGUGGAGCAAAAGGUCCAAUUUUUGAAGAUGGUCCCAAUUUUGAUAUGGCAUUCAGGGUUUUCCAUGGCCGUGACGGGGUUGUUCCACUUUCUGGAAGAGUAUUCUUGCGUUCUGAGAAUUUUGAACCUGAACAGGCCCCACCUCAAUUUAAUCCUUUAGCUGCAAAGGCAGCCACAAUCAGUCUGUCAGGCUUUGGUCUUGGAGGACCCUUCAGUUUUGAUUCAUUCUCUAAUAAGUGGAAGAAUCAGAAAAGGGAAUCGAAAUCAUCUAAGAAAGAGCCUUCUUCUGAGAGAGGUGAUUCAAAACAUGAAGCAAUGAGCAACGAGUGGCUAGAAACUGGAAACUGCCCAAUUGCCAAGUCGUACCGGGCUGUGAGCCAUGUCAUCCCAAUUGUUGCCAAGGCUCUUCAACCCCCUCCUGGCAUGAAAUUCAAGUGCCCUCCAGCAAUUGUUGCUGCCCGAGCAGCACUAGCACGGACUGCUAUGGUGAAGAACCUCCGCCCACAACCCCUACCUGCAAAAAUGCUUGUUAUUGGUGUCUUAGGCAUGGCAGCAAAUGUUCCUUUAGGAAUAUGGAGGGAACACACAGAAAAAUUCUCACCUUCCUGGUUUGCAGCCGUCCACGCAGCUGUUCCUUUCAUAGCCAUGCUUAGGAAGUCCGUAUUGAUGCCUAAGACAGCUAUGGCAUUUACCAUUGCAGCCUCUAUAUUGGGACAGGUAAUUGGCUCUAGAGCUGAGAGGAUCCGGAUGAAGACAGUUGCUUCCAGAAGAUUGAAUCUGGCUGAAAAUUCUGUUGUUGGGUCUAGUCAGAUGACCCAGAUCCAAGUAGUUGGAGUUCAAGGUGGACAUUGCGGCAAGAGUGUGGAGUGGGAUCCUGUUGCACUUCAGGUAGCUGGACCAUCAUCACCUAAUGUGUUCUGCUGAUUCUUUUGAAUGCCGGUUUCAUUGUGUGUAUGGUCUUAUUGUUUUCUCCUUUGUCUUUGCUUGAGAGACUUGAAUGUUGUAUCAAUUGAGGGAAUAAAAUUUCAAGGAAGGUGACAUUCUUGUUAGAAGGUUUUUUGAAUUUGAAUGAGAUCUGAUAAAAUGAUGGCAGUAACCAUCUGAGAGAUGAAACUUGACUACAGCUUUGGGAUGAGUGUUGGCCAUGCCUUUGUUUAUUUCCUGAUUUUUUUUAUUCUUAUGGAUAUUUGAAUUGUUCUUUAUAGGAUCAAUGAAUUGCCUUGUUGACCUGAGAAUUGGUCCCUGGAAGUAAUGGUAUUUGAAUUGUUCUUGUUCUUGUGGA